Molecule: messenger RNA, 3687 nt
Organism: Suricata suricatta (meerkat)
Lineage: Eukaryota; Metazoa; Chordata; Mammalia; Carnivora; Herpestidae
Gene: LIMA1
Product: LIM domain and actin binding 1
Exons: 11
Coding region: 127-2412 (761 amino acids)
Biological process (GO): actin filament bundle assembly
Cellular component (GO): actin cytoskeleton; plasma membrane
Molecular function (GO): actin filament binding
Source: RefSeq, a predicted model, not a curated record
GCUGUAGGUGUUGCAGCUGGGUCGCGACAGGUGCGCGAGGCAGAGUGCCCGGGACCCGUAACCCCGCUGGUAGCAGCACAGAGGAAAGGCCGCCUUUAGCCAGGUAUCUCAGUAUCUGUAGACAAGAUGGAAUCAACACCAUUUAAUCGACGGCAGUGGACUUCAGUAUCAUUGAGGGUAACGGCCAAAGAACUUUCUCUUGUCAACAAGAACAAGUCAUCAGCUAUUGUAGAAAUAUUCUCCAAGUACCAGAAAGCAGCUGAAGAAGCAAACAUGGAAAAGAGGAGAAGUAACACUGAGAAUCUCCCCCAGCACUUUAGAAGGGGGCUCCUGACUGUGUUAAAGAAGAAGUGGGAGAACCCAGCCCUGAGAACAGAGUCUCACACAGACUCCCUGCGAAACGGCAGCGCUGAGGUCAGACACGGAGGCAACUGUCCUCCCGGUGAAGUGGCAACAGGGUCUGCCUCUGGGGCCGAAGCUGAUCAAGAAGAGCAAGUCCACCCCAGACCUAGACUCGGAUCGCCUUCUGAAGCCCUUGAUCGGUAUCCGUAUCCCUGCACCCAGGGCAGUGCGCAUCUUACAGACCACUCGAAAGAAAGUAAAAAAAUGGAAAAUUGUCUAGGAGAAUCCAGGCAUGAAGUAGGAAAACCUGAAAUCAGUGAAAGCACAGAAGCCGCAAACAAAAUAGAGAAAUACAAUGUUCCGCUGAACAGGCUUAAGAUGAUGUUUGAGAAAGGUGAACCAACUCAAACCAAGCAGAUUCUUCGGACCCAGAGCCGUAGUGCAGGUGGAAGGAGGAUCUCUGAAAACAGCUAUUCUCUGGAUGAUUUGGAAAUAGGCCCCGGUCAGCUGUCCUCUUCCGCAUUCAACUCAGAGAAAAGCGAGAGCAGGCGAAAUCUGGACUUACCACGCCUGUCAGAAACCUCCAUAAAGGAUCGAAUGGCCAAGUACCAGGCAGCUGUGUCCAAACAAAGUAGUUCCACCAACUACACAAAUGACUUGAGAGCCAAUGGUGGUGAAAUAAAAACUCAUAAAUUGGAGCAAAAGGAGAAUGUACCCCCAGAUCCCGAGGUCUGCAUCUCCCAUCAGGUUGGGGAAAAGGUUUCUGCAACUGAGAAUAGCCUGGCAAUCCGCCCCACCCCUUCUGAAGAUGACUCCCGUAACUUCCUGGUUAAGAGUGAGGUCCAGCAGCCUGCCCCUCCCAAGCCACUAAGUCCAGAUGCCAGAGCCUCCAGCCUCUCUGAAAGUUCUCCUCCCAAAGCAGUGAAGAAGUUUCAAGCACCUGCAAGAGAGACUUGCGUGGAAUGUCAGAAGACAGUCUACCCAAUGGAGCGGCUCUUAGCCAACCAGCAGGUGUUUCACAUCAGUUGCUUCCGGUGCUCCUAUUGCAACAACAAACUUAGUCUAGGAACAUAUGCAUCUUUACACGGGAGAAUCUACUGCAAGCCUCACUUCAAUCAGCUCUUUAAAGCUAAAGGCAACUAUGACGAAGGCUUUGGACACAGACCACACAAGGAUCUGUGGGCAAGCAAAAAUGAAAAUGAAGGGUCAUUAGAGAGACCGGCCCACCUUCCAGUUGCAGGGGAGACCCCUCAGAGCCCAGGGGUCGAAGAUGCCCCCAUUGCUAAGGUGGGUGUGCUUACAGCAAGUAUGGAAGCCAAGGCGUCCUCUCAGCCAGAGAAAGAAGACAAGCCAGCUGAAACCAAGAAACUGAAGAUCGCCUGGCCACCCCCUACUGAACUUGGUAGUUCAGGAAGUACCUUAGAGGAAGGGAUCAAAGUAUCCAAGCCCAAAUGGCCUCCCGAGGAUGAAAUCAGCAAGCCUGAAGCUCCUGAGGAUGUAGAUCUGGAUCUGAAGAAGCUAAGACGAUCUUCUUCGCUGAAAGAAAGAAGCCGCCCGUUCACUGUGGCGGCUUCAUUUCGAACCACUUCAGUCAAGAGCCCCAAAAUCUUGCCCCCACCUAUCAGGAAAGGGUGGAGCACGUCAGAGCAGAGUGAGGAGUUUAUAGGAGGAAUGACAACAGAAAGGAAACCACCGGAAAAUGCUAGUGCCUCUGAAAAGAAUGGUAGUGUGGGAAAAACAAUCUGGCCAAACAAAGAGUCUAAAGGAGGGGAGGCAGGGAGGAGAAGCAAGGAAGAUCAUGGAUUCGGGAUGGGGAGUGAGAGUCUUACAGAAAACGGUGCAAGCUUAGAUGAAAAUGAUGGAAACCUCAAAGAGCGGUCUCCACUAGAACCCAAGUCUACAAAUUGGUCUGGUUUUGCAGACAGCACCUCCCCUAAAGAAUUCAGUACCCAGGAUCAGAAAUCCCAGGAUGUGGGAUUCUGGGAGGGAGAAGUAGUCAACGAGCUGUCUGUGGAGGAACAGAUAAAGAGAAAUAGGUACUAUGAUGAGGACGAGGAUGAUGAGGAAUGACAAACUGCAAUGGUGCUGGGCCUUCAGUCUGUGUUAGUGUUAGUAAGCCACUGCCCUUUCUCGAAGUGAUGCACGCAAACAGGUGUCUUAGCAUGAACUGUCAUGUAUGUGGAAGUAGCUCUAGAGGAGUUCUUGCUUCAAAAAAAAUCCCAUACUGCAGCUUAAGUGAACCAAUUCUAAAUGCUAUAGAUAAUAUUACUUAAGUCCUCUAUUUUAGCAAUGAUGAUAUACAUAAGUGCUUUAAGGUCUUAUGGUGGGGAAGGGUAUGCCAACUGAUAGAGUCCAGACUCCACCGUCUUCCCAAAAGGCAAUACAAAGAUAGAUGAUUAGUAGCACAUUGUUACAUUUCAACUAUGGAAUUAGGGAACAUACAGAAGGGGUUUAGGGACCUAAACAUUAUGACUGAAUGCACUUUAGUAUAAAGGGCACAGUUUGUGUAUUUUUAAAUGGAUACCAAUUUAUUUAGCAUUUAUCUGUUAAGAAAUCAAAUAUUUAAUCUUUAAAACAUUUUUAGGUUAAUUUUUCUCACUCUGAUAUACAUGGGGAAUUUAUUGCUUUGCAUCCCAUUCUCUCAGCCACAUCCUGAACUGGAUUAUUGAGAAAUAACACAACUGUUCUUUGGGGGCACUUUUUGAGCACAUUCGGUGCUCAAGAGAUCCACGAUCUCUCAAAUAAGCUCUGGUAUUUGCCAAUGAGUCUGACUACACCCCAAAUGAUUUCUUUCUUCUUUGGUGGUAUCUGUGCAACUCAUAAUUUACUGAAAGCUACAAUGUUUUUUUAUAAGAUCUUUUGUAUUGCUGUUUGCCAUGUUGCAUGUUAAAGCAAAAUGAGGAGUUUAAAGAAGGAAUAACAGAAAAAAAACUGCCUUAACCCACUUGAGCGCAGACCCCCAGACCUUAUAUUCCACUUCCGAUGUCCCCUUUCUGGGACACUAGUAUCUUUUUUAAUACUUACCAGCUCUGAAAUGUAUUGAUUUUCAUGGCAGACAGUAUUCUCGGGGUGCAAUUAAACCAAUUAUAGGCCUUGGGGAGGGGGGUGAUGGUUUUCUAAUAGUUAAAGCUUUGGAACAUAAACUUGAGUACACUUGUUGUACAUAAUCGAUAUUUCAAAUUGUAUUCGGGGGAGAGAGAUGUUUUAAGCCAUAGGCUUUUCUUUGUACUGCAUUUUUAGAGAUUUAGCUCUAGUAUUUUUUAGAGAUGUAAAAUAUUCUGCUUUCUUAUAGUCUUGCUUAGUCUGAAACAUUUUUAUUCAAUAAAGCUUUUAAUUUACAUCUGA